ACGCAUGUUGGUUUUUACCCAACUUCUCUUCAAAUCUCGCCCUUUUCUUUCAUUGCCCUUUUUGGAUGAUUUUCUCUGUGCACUUAUACUUUUCCAACUCCUGAAGUCUCUAUUCUUUUUUCCCUCUCUCUCUCAAUCCCCAUAUUUCACUCUUCUCCUUUCAUUCUCUCUCUUCUAUCCAAACCCCAAUUCCCAUCUCUCUAGUCUCCUUUCAAAUGGCAGAUAACCCAGAAGAGGCUCCCAGUAAUGGGGCAAAAGCAGAGGAGGUAUUGAACAAUGGAGCAAAAACGGAAGAAGCACCCGAAGAUAGUAUUGAUUCGGCCAACUACCUUGAUCUUACAAGCUUUCAACUCCAUGACUUACAGGGAGUCGAACUCCCAUCGUCUCUUGUAGAGCUUGACUUGACUGCAAAUCGUUUAUCUUCACUGGAUCCCCGAAUUGGGCAGCUAAGGCAGCUGAAGAAGCUUUUUCUCAGGCAAAAUCUCUUCUCUGAUGAAGGGGUUGAGCCGCUUUGCCAUUGGACUGCAAUUUCUGGCCUCCUGGAACUUGUGCUUAGAGAUAACAAGCUUACCAAGAUACCAGAUGUGAGCAUUUUCAGAAAUCUUCUUGUAUUUGAUGCAUCAUUCAAUGAGAUCUCGUCCUUGGAGGGUGUAUCCAAAGUUUCAAGCAUGCUUCAAGAGCUCUAUGUUUCCAAGAAUGAAGUGACCAAGAUGGUGGAGCUUGAUCACUUACAUGAACUAAGAAUUCUUGAAUUGGGUUCAAACAGAUUGCGGGUCAUGGAGAACUUGCAGAAUUUGACAAACUUGCAAGAACUCUGGCUUGGACGAAACCGUAUCCGAGAAGUGCAACUUUGUGGGCUGAAAUGCAUCCGUAAAUUUAGCUUGCAAAGCAACCGUUUAACAUCCAUGUUGGGAUUUCAGCACUGUAUUGCCUUGGAAGAACUAUAUUUGAGCCAUAAUGGUAUUCAGAAAAUGGAAGGCCUAUCGACCCUUGAAAAUCUCAGGGUUUUGGAUGUUUCAUCAAAUAAGCUUACGGCUGUGAAUGAUAUCGAGAACCUGACAAAAUUGGAGGACCUAUGGCUUAAUGACAACAAAAUAGCUUCAUUAGAAGGGAUUGGUAAAGCAGUUGCUGGUUCCACAGAGACGCUGACUACAAUUUACCUUGAGCACAACCCAUGUGCAGACUCACCAGCUUAUAUGGCUAAUCUGCGAGAAAUCUUUCCCAAUCUUGUACAGAUUGACUCCACAGUGUUCGCAUAGAAUUUGGCAUUGCUUGAACACUUCACCCCAAAGAUGAAAGUUCUUGAAUUUUUCGCACAAUUGAAUGUAUAAAAGUUUACGAUACAUCAGUGCCAUUUGGUCACCCCAUAGCUCAUGAUUUCAGGCUUGCCAGUGAAAGGUUUGGAUUGCCGGCCAAUCUAUGGUGGUGCAGUUAACUUGUUCUUGAGUCUCAGAGGAUUUACUGGUUAAUUUAACUGAUUCUGAUAAGUUUUCAUUUGGUUCCCAAAAAAUAAUGUAUAUUUUCUUAAAGUGAAUUUUUUCUUCUAA
Molecule: messenger RNA, 1547 nt
Organism: Amborella trichopoda
Lineage: Eukaryota; Viridiplantae; Streptophyta; Magnoliopsida; Amborellales; Amborellaceae
Product: Leucine-rich repeat (LRR) family protein
Cellular component (GO): cytoplasm
Molecular function (GO): protein binding
Source: RefSeq, a predicted model, not a curated record